UUAAAUGUAACGAAUGCUUGUGAAAAGGCACCUAGCCUAAUUGACAUAUUAACAUAAAUCUAAAACGAUUACUCAACGUGCAAAUUACAUGCUAUUUAAUAAAUUAGGAGAAAAAGAAAAACAGAACACGAAAAAUAAUUGAAAAUGUCUGUUGUGGAUGCAGCGAUUGAGCCCUUUGAAGGAAAGGAACAUAGAGACGUUAACCCAAACAAUCUGAAUAAUUCUGCAAAUGACCAAACAUAUGGUGAGAACUUGCGAGAUUUUACUGAGCUCUUCACCGAGGAGCUUGCAGAACUGCCAUUUAGUUUUGUUGAUGACAUUGCGGAUAUUCUUGAAAUCAAACCCAAGAAGAAUUCAGCGCCCCGUGGUAGAAAGAGGUGGCGUGGUAGGAGGCGCAACAGGACCCAGGCCACCAAAGAACAGACUAACAACUCGCCCAAACAAAGGCCCAAUUACUUUGUUUCUAUUCCAAUAACUAACAAACAGUUAUUGGAUAAAAUAGGAGAUGUCCAGAAGAGCCUUGUGAAAAAAGAGAAGCAGCUUCAAAGGGCACUAAUCCCUUUGGAGAAGCUGCAUUUAACAGUCAUUGUAGCUACCCUGAGGACUAACGAAGCAGUACAGAGGGCAGUGGACGCUUUACAGCAGUGCAGAAGAAAAGUUGAUGAAAUCUUGCAGGGCAGAUUACCCAAGAUGAUAUUUCAUGGGAUUGUUCAGUUUAACAAUAAAGUGUGUUAUGUCAAAAUGACAGCGGACGAGCAGCCAACACUACAUCAAGUGGCUGAGGCCAUAAAGACAAGUUUUGAGAAUGUGGAUGUUGAUAUCACAGGAAGCAAAGAGUUUAAGCCUCACCUGACUAUUCUGAAGCUCUCAAAAGCACCGGCACUGAGAAGAAUGAGGCUGAAGAAGAUUCUGUAUGAAGAAUAUGAAGAUGCCGCUUUUGGCACUGAGCUGUUCACUCGUAUUGAUCUCUGUUCAAUGCACAAGAAGCAAGCCUCUGGUUACUACCACUGUGUAAGCUCAAUACUGCUGGCUUCCUGUAAUGGAGAAACUCGGGAGGUAGAUUCAGGGUCAAAAGAGAGUGCUUCAGUCUCAACAGCAGUCCCCUCCACUGGUGAAAUGGAUUCCAAAAAUGCUUUGGACCAGUGUUUACAAUCUGUGGGUGAUUAUUCUGCCAAUGAGUCAUCUAUCAAGCAAGCUGUGGAUUGUAGAGAUACUGCUGAUCACAUGAGCAAAACUGACAAGAUGGACAGUUUGCCUGGAGCCACUGGUAACAAAAAUGACAAGAUCAGUUUAGACCCUGCAGAGGUCUACUGCAAAGAAGACGCCUCUGCAAGGAAGGUCACUGAUGAAGGAAAUAAACAGUGAGAACGUUUUUAGACUAACAGCCAAGGAAAGAGGAAUCGUGUCCAAGUUUCUGAAUCAAAUUAAAAUUAAUAUUUUGUUUAUUAUGCACUGUAGAAGUGGGAGUGUGUUGACACCAAAAAAAGCAAAUGCUUCUGUGGUUCUUGAAACGGAUCUUCUUGCAGCCAUGGCUAGAGAAAUAAAAGAUGCCCUAGAGAAAUAAAAGAUGCCCUAGAGAAAUAAAAGAUGCCCUAGAGAAAUAAAAGAUGCCCUAGCUACGUAUCUGAAUACAGUGACUGAUUUCCAGAUGGAACUCGCUGACUUCAGACUUGGACUGGGAGUUAUCUGCAUCUGGAUUAUACCAAUGAAGUGAAAAGAGAGGGGAGGGGGAGUGUGUUGAGGUCGCAUAUUUAAGAAGUCAUUCUAGGCUGGGAUGUUUUAAGUUAACCUGUUAAGUACCAUGGUCCUCAUUUGAGAACAGGCUGCUUUGUACAUUUUGGAACAUCUACCUGUUGAUGAUAAACCCCAUUUUCUAUGUGUUGAGCUUCAUAGCCGGUGUUAAAUUUCACUGGUCUGAUUAUGGCCAUGUCUAACUUGACUGUCCUCAAAAUAGGACGCAGCAAUUUGUAGCCAAACUGAAGGAUUUUAUUGUUUUUCCUGUGAAGAAAUAUUGAUUUAGAAUGUAUGAAAUUACUAAAUACAGAUUGUGUUCUGAUUUUUUUUUUUUUUUUUUUUUUUUUCCCCAGAGAAAUUAAUUUGGUACGUAAUGGGUUAAUGUAGCAGAGCAAGGUACAAAAUGUGUCUAGUGCCAUUGUAGUUCCUGUUGUAUGAAGGUGUGUGGGUUUUUUUUUUUUAAGAUCUUUGACAGCUUGUUGAGUGUUUCUGUUGUCUGAGAUUUAUAUUUUCAGUUGCCAAAAAUAAAGGAUAGUUCACUACAA
Molecule: messenger RNA, 2279 nt
Organism: Acipenser ruthenus (sterlet)
Lineage: Eukaryota; Metazoa; Chordata; Actinopteri; Acipenseriformes; Acipenseridae
Product: A-kinase anchor protein 7-like
Exons: 7
Coding region: 145-1365 (406 amino acids)
Cellular component (GO): cytosol
Molecular function (GO): protein kinase A regulatory subunit binding
Source: RefSeq, a predicted model, not a curated record